CUGCGCGACACGACCGCAGGGCGCAUCUGCAUUUCCACGUGCUUGUGUUUGGUUGCGGAAUUUUGAGGAAUCUCUGGCCUUGCUCUAGCACAAUCGAUCAACAUUCCUUCAAUCAAGCUAGCAUUUUUCUUUUACCAUGGCGGGACGGGGAAGGGGUCGCGGUCGGGGUGGCGGAAUGUCAUUCAAUGUGGAACAACUGGGUUUGACGAGGCAAGAAGCAGCGCUCACACUCUGCGCGCAGCCGCCUCCAACAUUCCCGCCCCUAGACUUUUCCCCGGCACCUUUGGUGAAUUCGGAAGAGAACACAUAUCUGGCCGUCCUCCUCCACGAGCAGCGCAAGAACCUGCGCGCGUCCAGUUUCAACAUUCCUCCUUGCAAGCCGCAGCAAACUGUGGAGAGGUACUCGGACCGUUACCGUAUAAAGGCGCCUGACGUUAUCUACGAUCUUUCUUACUUCCCGACGGAACUAAAGAUUUCCAAGAAGACGAAAAAGAGCAAAAAAGCGCCCAAAGUCUCUGGAGGACCUGACGCCAUAGCAACGGGAAUCGACAUACAGAAAAAGCUACAAGCCCUUGAAGAAAAAGAGGUGGGAGGAGGUGACAGUGGUGGUGAGGGUGAGGAGGAACCUGGCGAGAAGAAGCCUAAAGAAGGGGAUGAUGAAGACGAGGAAGAGGGGGCCGAAGAGCUGGACGAAGAGGAGGAGCUGGAAGAGGAGACAGACUACAUUAAUAACUACUUUGACAAUGGCGAAGGCUAUGGCGAUGACGAAGAUGACAAUUUGGACGACGGUGCUGUCUUCUGAGACACUAGUCCUCAUUAUUUAUUGAAAAUGCAAUAUGUUGGCCUGUGGUACGGGUACCAAUUGCAAGCACAGUAAAAGUGCUUUUGUUUUGUUA
This is a messenger RNA of Dermacentor silvarum, 896 nucleotides long. It is a transcript of the gene Polr3G, whose product is annotated as DNA-directed RNA polymerase III subunit RPC7-like. Gene Ontology annotation, biological process: transcription by RNA polymerase III. Gene Ontology annotation, cellular component: RNA polymerase III complex. The record is from RefSeq and is a predicted model, not a curated record. Bases 137 to 802 code for a protein of 221 amino acids. The transcript has 5 exons. Lineage: Eukaryota; Metazoa; Arthropoda; Arachnida; Ixodida; Ixodidae.